UACCAGUCACAGAUCAGCAGAAAAUUUGACAAGAGUUCAGCUACGUUUGCAAGAACUGGAAGACAAGCAUUUGCCUGGCACAGGACACUUGAGCCUGAAGAUGGCAAAUGGACCAGCCCUGUCCACUGCUAAUGGUGGAGAAGUGUAUGUGGGGAGCGGAUUCAGAGAUUCCCUCACGCUGUUGGAUAUUCUUCAUGCAAAUCAGUUUGAAGGAAAGUUUGUUGAACCUCAACACGCUGAGCAAGUGGAGGAAAACUUUUACAGAGGGGCCCCACCGAACUGGUUAAACUUCUAUAUCAGUGAACAAGCAGUGUCAGAUGGCAAUGCAACUCCUUUUAUCAAACGAGAUGGAUAUGAAACCCUUAAAGAACAAAUUCACCUGAGAAGAAAAGGCCCUGUGACAUCAACAAUCAAACUGUUCCAUCAACAAGGAUGUGGGGGAACCACACUGGCUAUGCAGGUGCUGUGGGACUUGAGGGAUACCUUUAGAUGUGCUGUUUUGACAGGCUCAACAUUAGAUAUCACAAAAGUUGCAAAUGAGAUAGUCCGACUUUUCAUGGCAGGCAGUCGAAACUACCAGAACACUGUGUUGCUGUUAGUUAAUGAUGAUGAGCCAAUCCUGAAAAAUCUCCAUCACAGCAUUAUAACAGAAAUUACUAAAGAAGAAGUUGAUGCUGUUAUGCCUGUGGUCAUUUUACUCAACUGUGUGAGAAGUAGUGAUGGGCUUAUCCACCAAAUGGAACAUUCUGACAAACAAACAGAAAAUGAGAAAAUGAGAAAAUCUAUUAUUCUCAAAAAAUCUCUCUCAGCCAGAGAGCAAGCAGACUUUGAUAUGAAAAAAGAAGAGCUUGGCAGAAGAUUUGGUGAUCGGUGCAAGCAGUUUCAUGGUUUUAACAUUCUGCAGUCUAAGUUCUCUCAAGCCUACAUCAGGAAUGCAUGUGCUACAUUAGAACAUAUCAAAAGAACAAA
Haplochromis burtoni (Burton's mouthbrooder) is the source of this 969-nucleotide messenger RNA. Its product is annotated as sterile alpha motif domain-containing protein 9-like. The record is from RefSeq and is a predicted model, not a curated record. Gene Ontology annotation, cellular component: cytoplasm. NCBI's taxonomy places the organism in Eukaryota, Metazoa, Chordata, Actinopteri, Cichliformes, Cichlidae.